Molecule: messenger RNA, 1422 nt
Organism: Solanum dulcamara
Lineage: Eukaryota; Viridiplantae; Streptophyta; Magnoliopsida; Solanales; Solanaceae
Exons: 1
Coding region: 1-882 (293 amino acids)
Source: RefSeq, a predicted model, not a curated record
AUGGUGAGCACAAAUACAAUGGAUGAUGUAGAGAAGCAACGUAACCAUCCUCUUCAUCUCCUUAACUCUGAUACUCCAGGGAUACCUUUGACCACAAAUCUGCUCACAGGAGUUGAAAAUUAUACAAUAUGGAGUAGAUCGGUGCUGCUCAAUCUGAGAGCUAAGAGCAAAAUUGGAUUUGUCAAAGGAACCUGCAAAAAGAGUGAUUACAGUAGUGAUUUGGAAGAACAAUGGGAGAAAUGCAAUGCUUUUGUCCUAUCAUGGAUUGUUCAUUCAGUUUCGAAGGACCUCAUGAAUGGGAUCAUGUAUGCAUCAAAUGCAGCAACUGUGUGGGCAGAUCUAAAGGAAAGGUUUGACAAAGUUGAUGGAUCUAGAGGUUACCAAUUGCAUAGAGAGAUAUGCACAAUUGCACAGGGAACUUCAUCUGUUUCAGCUUAUUUCACGAGUUUAAGAUUACUUUGGGCUGAGUUUGAUGCAUUAAUUGCACCUCCAUCAUGUGGUUGUCCCAACUCUAGAGAGUAUGUAGGACAUUUGGAGUAUACGAGACUGUAUGCAUUUCUGAUGGAACUUAAUGAAUCAUACAAUCAAGCACGUAGUCAAAUACUAAUAAUGAUCCCCUUGCCAUCAGUCAAAAAGGCUUACUCAAUGAUCAUGGCUGAUGAGAGUCAAAAAAUCAUAGCUGGUUCAUAUUCAGGAGGAGAUAUGGGAGAAUCUUCUUCAACAGCUUUGUAUGCUAGUAAAGGGAAGGGACAUGUGAAUGAACAUCAGUUAGCUAACUCGUAUGGUGCAAAGAAUGCAGGAAAUGCAGGAAUGACACAUGCAUAUAUGAAUGAGCCUUCAAUAGCAGCACUUUAUGCAGGAAAACCAGCAUUUUAUAACUAAGGGAGAAAUUUCAACUUACAGUGUGAAGUUUGUAGAAAGAAAGGACACACUAAGGAAAUAUGCUACAAAGUCAUUGGUUAUCCAUCUGACCUCAAGUACAAGAGGAGAUCAGGAAAUGGAGGGGGCCAUACCAGAAUGGCUAAUGCAGUUGAACACAAUGAUCCAUUUGGUGCAAUUGUAGGAUCUGUGCAGGGACAGGAUGCUGACUAUCAAUUUGCACCAGGACCUGCUUUCACAAAGGAACAAUACAAUCAGAUACUGAACCUGCUGAGCAAAGGUGGAGCUCAUGAAACAACAGGCAAUGACAUGACAAUCAACAUGGCAGGUACUAAUACUACUGCUUUUGUACCACAGAGUGACAAUGAAACAGCUCUUGCAACAUCUACUAAAAAUAAGGAAUGGAUGGUGGACUCAGGAGCUACCAAACAUAUCACUUCUAACAUAAACAAAUUGUUAGAUGUAUCAAAAGUACCUGAGGGAAGUAGAAACAAAGUCUACUUGCCUAAUGGACAAUGCACCACAAUAAUCAGUACUGGUAGU